Sinocyclocheilus grahami is the source of this 661-nucleotide messenger RNA. RefSeq names its product mesoderm-specific transcript protein-like. The coding region runs from base 125 to 661 and encodes 178 amino acids. The record is from RefSeq and is a predicted model, not a curated record. Lineage: Eukaryota; Metazoa; Chordata; Actinopteri; Cypriniformes; Cyprinidae. Gene Ontology annotation, molecular function: monoacylglycerol lipase activity. The transcript is spliced from 5 exons. Gene Ontology annotation, cellular component: membrane. Gene Ontology annotation, biological process: acylglycerol catabolic process.
CAUUACUUUAAGCCCUAGACCUUUGGAUCCUUGGCAACACGACGCUCGAUAACAGUCGCAACAGAACGUUUUAAGGCCAUGCAAGUACGGAUUGUGCAGAUGACAGCUCAGUGACAGACUCUUAAUGUCACUCAACAGCACAUAUUUCAGCCCAUCCGCGAAAACAACCGACACACGCUGUGAUAAAGCGCAGGAACCGAGAAUGUCCGACGACUCACCUAAUGAAAGUGAGUGCGGAUAUGCCCGUCGUGUCAGCAGGGAGUGGUGGCUUCACGUGGGUCUGUUGUGCAUUCCUCUGCUCGCCGUGUAUCUGCAUAUCCCUCCGCCACAGCUCUCACCUGCGCUCAACACCUGGCACUCUUCCGGUCACUUCUUCACAUUCAGAGGCAAUAACAUCUUCUAUAAAGAGUCAGUAGGUGUCGUGGGAAGCUCCGAUGUCCUCUUGCUGCUUCAUGGUUUUCCUACUUCAAGCUAUGACUGGUAUAAGAUCUGGGAUUCUCUGACUCAACGUUUUAACAGAGUCAUCGCCCUCGACUUCCUUGGCUUUGGUUUUUCAGACAAACCGCGACUGCACCGUUACUCCAUCUUCGAGCAGGCCAGUGUGGUGGAAUCUUCACACCUCAUAUCAUUGACAUUUCCUCAGAGUCUUUUUGUUGGUUGA